CUUACUAUUCAUAACCACGCCAGCACGCGCGAAGAGCCCAACGUCCCAACUAGAGCUCUCUUCCACGCCUCUUUCUCCAAUCUCCACCUCCCCACUCCCCCUCUUCCUCCGCCGAACUCCAACUCGCCAAGGCAACCAGCGGCCAUGCCGGCGGCGGUCGCUUGCUCCGUCAAGUGCCGGCCCCACCACCGCCUCUCGGCGCCGCAGCCCCACGCCGCGCUGGAGCUCCUCCCCCGCGCCCCGGCCUCCGCCGCCGGCGAGCUGCGGGCGACCCGGUGCCGGACCCCGCCUUCCCUCUCCUUCGCGCGCGCCUCCGACCAAGGGGAGGCUCCCUAUGCCCGCCCGCCGUCCGCAAGGCGGGCCCGCGCUGCCGUGGCGGGGUGCGAGGAAGUCGGCCCCGCUUCUUCCGCGGCCGCGGCCGCCCUGCUCGCCGGCGCGCAGUCGCGGCACGCUAUCUUCCGCGAGGAGCUCGUGAGGAGGGCCUACUACGCGGCGGAGGCGGCCCACCGCGGCCAGAUGCGCGCGAGCGGCGACCCUUACCUGCAGCACUGCGUGGAGACGGCGGCGCUGCUCGCGGAGCUCGGCGCAGGCCCUCCGGUUAUCGCGGCGGGGCUGUUGCACGACACGGUGGACGACGCAGGCCUGGAUUACGGCUCCAUCUCCGAGCAAUUCGGUGCUGGCGUUGCGGACCUCGUGAAGGGGGUUUCUAAUCUAAGUCAUUUGAGCAAACUGGCUCGUAGAAACGAUACGGCGAGCAGAACUGAUGAAGCUGACAGAUUGCGUACAGUCUUCCUUGCAAUGGAGGAUGCGAGAGCAGUGCUUAUCAAACUUGCUGAUAGGCUACACAAUAUGAGGACGUUGGAUUCAUUGCCCAAGAUCAAACAGCAGUGCUUUGCAAAGGAAACACUGGAGAUAUUUGCUCCAUUGGCGAAUCAAUUGGGCAUCUUGAACUGGAAGGAGCAGCUUGAAAAUCUGUGUUUCAAGCAUCUUUACCCAGAGCAAUAUGAGGAACUGUCAUCCAACCUUCAUGAGUUUUACAACAGAGAUAUGAUUGCAGCUGCAAUAAGGCGAUUGGAACAGGCCCUUCAGGUGAGAGGUCUAUCCUAUCGUUCCAUAUCAGGGAGACACAAGAGCAUAUACAGCAUCUACAGCAAGAUGACAAGAAAAAAACUGGACAUGGAUGAAAUCUAUGAUGUACAUGGAGUGCGUGUGAUACUCGAGAAUAAAGCUGAUUGCUUCACCACAUUAGAAGUUGUCCAUCACUUGUGGCCUAGAAUUCCUGGGAAGUUUAAAGACUAUGUCAGCAGCCCCAAAUCUAAUGGGUACCAAUCGCUGCACACGGUUGUUCUCAGUGAAGAAACACUCCCAUUAGAGAUCCAAAUUCGUACUGCGGACAUGCACUUGCAGGCAGAGUUUGGAAUCGCUGCACAUUGGAGAUACAAGGAAGGCGUACGUAACUGCUCUUCAUCUCUGCCUGAAAUGGUUGAAUGGGUUAGAUGUGUCGUUACAUGGCAGUGUGAAACUUUGCACAUAGACCACCCUUCGCCUCCUGGACUUGGUUCUUCCCCAAGGGCAACAUGCACCUUCCCUUCUGACUCUGAUGGCUGUCCUUUCUCCUAUUCAAAACAAUGUGACCACACUGGACCAAUCCUAGUGAUACUUCUGGAGAAUGAAAAGAUGUCGGUGCAAGAGCUCCCACAAAAUUCGAAAAUACUGGACCUGUUGAAGAGGGCUUCAAGCUACGACAUGCAGUUGAGCCUAAGGCUGAACAGCCAUGCUGUGCACAACCUGAACCAGGAGCUGAAGAUGGGCGACGUGCUGGAGCUGAUCCCUUCAACUCCAUGCAAAUCUGGAGGCUACAUGAGGGAGCUCAACCAAAUGUCUGAUCACCGUCUCGCCGUUUCGCAGUCUUGACAGCCGUAGACCAGCAGAUCUUGUGAAUACAUAUAUGACAGCGCAGCUAAAUCGUCUGAAGUUUAGGUGACCGCACUGAUAGAAUCAUAACAGAUAGUGUAGCAUUUGGUGUAUAUUUUUGUUGAUACAUUUGUUCAAGUAGAGCAAAAAAAGUUAACUUGUAAAUAGUACGUGAUACAGCUCGGGAAUUGUUCUUAGUUUUAAAACACCUAUUGAGAAAAUAGAACAUGGUUAGGCUAAGUGAUUUCAGUUUUCUACUUGUUCAGAUAUUGGCUAUGAAUUUGCAAUUACAUGUGAAUAUGUUUUU
Molecule: messenger RNA, 2221 nt
Organism: Aegilops tauschii subsp. strangulata
Lineage: Eukaryota; Viridiplantae; Streptophyta; Magnoliopsida; Poales; Poaceae
Product: probable GTP diphosphokinase RSH3, chloroplastic
Biological process (GO): guanosine tetraphosphate metabolic process
Cellular component (GO): chloroplast
Source: RefSeq, a predicted model, not a curated record